Rotaria sordida is the source of this 447-nucleotide messenger RNA. Lineage: Eukaryota; Metazoa; Rotifera; Eurotatoria; Philodinida; Philodinidae. The record is from the annotation of a GenBank genome assembly.
AUGUCAAUUGAAAGUGAUACAGAUCCAGAAAAUAGCGGAGUCCAUAUAAGUGCAUCACUACGUGAUGUUCUAUUUGAUCCAGUAUUUGCAUGUGCUGCAGCAGCUGCUGGUAGUCCAACAGGUGUAACACUUUUCCGUACAUUAUCAGGACGGUUACGAAGUGUUACAUCAAGUGAUAUAGCUGAACAAAUUCUAAAAGCAUUAGAAAUGAUUUCGAAACGAAAUGGAAAACAAAUUCUUAUUGCUAUAGCAUCAACACAAUUAAUUAAACCAAUGAAAAUAAUGCUUGUCGUACAACGAUCAUUAUUAAAUAAUAUAACAUUCCUGAAACAAUUAUGUCUUUUAACGAGUUCAACAGAAGAAAAAUCAACAACAACAACAACUAUUCCAAUAAUCUAUAAAUCAGCAGCAUUAUCAACUAAUGAAACCAUACCAAUGAAUAUUUGA